This is a messenger RNA of Symbiodinium necroappetens, 633 nucleotides long. Lineage: Eukaryota; Dinophyceae; Suessiales; Symbiodiniaceae. The record is from the annotation of a GenBank genome assembly.
AUGGCUUUUGAAGUGGAUGAAUCAAAAAUCACCACGCCCCAGCAGGCCCUGGACGCCCUGAAAUCCGGCAAUGAGCGUUUCGUGACUGGCGAUGUCAUUAACCAGGAUUUCGAGAAGCAAAUCGCGAAAACCAGCUCGGGCCAGCAGCCCUACGCCACCAUCCUGUCGUGUCUGGACUCUCGCAUCCCACCCGAAAUUGUUUUCGACCAGGGCAUUGGUGACGUUUUUGUCGGCCGCGUGGCAGGUAAUAUCGAAGACAACCACAUGCUGGGCAGCUUCGAGUUUGCCACUGAACUCAGUGGCACCAAGCUGAUUGUUGUCAUGGGUCAUACCUCUUGUGGCGCAGUGGGCGGCGCAUGUGCCAAUGCCAAACUGGGCAAUCUGACACAGCUCCUCACCGAAAUCACACCUGCUGUUGACCUGGUGAAAGCAAAAAACCCAGGCAAAGACGUCUGCGCAGCACCACACAUGGAUGAAAUUGCCGAAGAAAAUGUGAUCAAAACCGUUAAAGACAUCCGUGAGCGUAGCCCGGUCAUCGCCGCGCUGGAAAACUCGGGCAAGAUCAUGGUCGUCGGCGCGAUGUAUGACCUGACAAGUGGCGAAGUCACCUUCAUGGACGUGCCCGCCAGCUAA